Molecule: messenger RNA, 745 nt
Organism: Lolium rigidum
Lineage: Eukaryota; Viridiplantae; Streptophyta; Magnoliopsida; Poales; Poaceae
Product: DNA-directed RNA polymerase II subunit RPB7-like
Exons: 5
Coding region: 63-470 (135 amino acids)
Biological process (GO): positive regulation of nuclear-transcribed mRNA poly(A) tail shortening; positive regulation of translational initiation; DNA-templated transcription
Cellular component (GO): P-body; RNA polymerase II, core complex
Molecular function (GO): single-stranded RNA binding; single-stranded DNA binding; translation initiation factor binding
Source: RefSeq, a predicted model, not a curated record
UCUCGACUCGGCCACCACCGCCGCUCCCAACCGCCGCCGCCGGCCGACGAGGAGAGGCCAGGAUGUUCUUCCACAUCGUCCUGGAGCGGAACAUGCAGCUGCACCCGCGCCACUUCGGCCCGCACCUCCGCGACAAGCUGGUCGCCAAGCUCAUGAAGGACGUCGAGGGCACCUGCAGCGGGCGGCACGGGUUCGUGGUGGCGAUCACGGGGGUGGAGGAGGUCGGGAAGGGGCUCAUCCGGGAGGGCACGGGCUUCGUCACCUUCCCCGUCAAGUACCAGUGCGUCGUCUUCCGGCCCUUCAAGGGCGAGAUCCUCGAGGCUGUCGUCACCAUGGUCAACAAGAUGGGGUUCUUCGCAGAGGCUGGGCCUAUUCAGAUCUUCGUGUCAAAUCAUCUGAUUCCUGAUGAUAUGGAGUUCCAAUCUGGUGAUGUGCCAAACUACACAACUUCUGAUGGAUCGUGCCUCUGAAUCCACGAUGGGAGUUGAGUCAAAACCAGAUGAAGCUUGGGUGAAGAGAACAAGAAAAGAUGAUGGCUCCAUGGUUUUGUACAGGAUGCCAAAAAUGUUAGGGAUUCAUCCGUCCAGACUGCAGUAAACCCUGUUCCAGGAGUUACCUGUUGUGAACCUGAAUGGGUCCUCUUUAUAUACAUAGCUAUUGUUUUUAUCGAGGUGGUACAUAGCUGUUGUUAUCUCCGAAGCAUCUAUAAGUACAUCUUUCAGUAUAUUUUCCUAUUUUUGAUUCA